GAAUUGUUGACGUGCACUAUAAAUUCCACUGCCAAGUUACCAACUUUCAUACUCUUCCCUCUCUCUCUCUCUUACACAAACACACACCUAAAGCAAUCAUGCAAAUGAACAAGUUCAAGAUUAUGGACUUGUCAAGUUCUUUCUCUUCUUUGUUUCUUGUUAUUGCUUUGAUGUUCAUUGUGGCCAAUGGUCAGCCUCUUGUCCCUGCGAUGUUCAUAUUUGGAGACUCUGUUGUUGAUGCAGGCAAUAACAAUCAUCUUUACACCAUUGUAAAAGCAAACUUCCCUCCUUAUGGUAGAGACUUUGCCAAUCACAAAUCAACUGGUAGAUUCUGCAAUGGAAAACUUGCAUCUGACUUCACUGCUGAAAACAUAGGCUUCACUUCUUAUCCACCAGCCUACCUUAGCAAAGAAGCUGAAGGCACAAACCUAUUAAUUGGUGCCAAUUUCGCAUCUGGUGCUUCUGGUUUUUAUGAUUCCACAGCUAAGUUAUAUCAUGCAAUUUCAUUGACUCAGCAGCUAGAGUACUACAAGGAAUACCAGAGAAAGAUAGUGGGAAUUGCAGGGAAAUCAAAUGCAUCAUCAAUUAUAUCUGGAGCAAUCUAUCUUAUUAGUGCUGGAGCUAGUGAUUUUGUUCAAAACUAUUACAUUAACCCUUUUCUCCACAAGGAAUAUACACCUGAUCAAUUCUCUGAUAUUCUCAUGCAAUCUUAUUCGCAUUUCAUUAAGUCACAUUUUGCACAGAAUUUGUAUAAUCUGGGAGCUAGAAAAAUUGGUGUGACAACAUUGCCACCCCUUGGAUGCUUGCCAGCAGCUAUUACGAUAUUUGGUUCUGAUAGCAAUGAUUGUGUGGCCAAUUUAAACCAGGAUUCGGUUUCCUUCAACAAUAAGCUAAAUGCCACAUCUCAAAGCCUGCGAAACAAGCUUUCAGGCCUCAAAUUAGUCGUUUUUGACAUCUAUCAACCUCUUUAUGAUAUUGUCACAAAACCUUCUGACAAUGGAUUUGUAGAGGCAAGAAGAGCUUGUUGUGGAACAGGUUUGUUAGAAUCAUCAAUACUGUGCAAUUCCAAGUCUAUAGGUACUUGCAAAAAUGCAUCUGAGUAUGUAUUCUGGGAUGGUUUUCAUCCUUCGGAAGCUGCAAACAAAAUAUUGGCAGAUGAUUUGCUUACCAGUGGCAUCUCUCUCAUUUUCUAAUAACAAUCAUGCUGGAAGACUAUAUAUAUAUAUAUAUGCACUUAAUCAUUUCUCUACAUGGGAUUGUGACUAUGGUAUAAAAGUUUGUCUAUCUUGCUUAAUUUACCAUUGGAAACAAGAGAUUACUUGUGCAAAACUUGGAAGUGAAACUGUCUUUUUAUUUGAACUAUGUAACUUCAUUUUGUGCAAUACUCUUAUGUAAAUUGACUAUCAAUGUAAUAAGACACUUUGCUUUGAGUUUA
Ricinus communis (castor bean) is the source of this 1435-nucleotide messenger RNA. RefSeq names its product GDSL esterase/lipase At5g22810. Gene Ontology annotation, biological process: lipid metabolic process. The record is from RefSeq and is a predicted model, not a curated record. The transcript is spliced from 5 exons. Lineage: Eukaryota; Viridiplantae; Streptophyta; Magnoliopsida; Malpighiales; Euphorbiaceae. The coding region runs from base 99 to 1193 and encodes 364 amino acids. Gene Ontology annotation, molecular function: lipase activity.